Messenger RNA from Pomacea canaliculata, 1032 nucleotides. RefSeq lists its product as uncharacterized. The coding region runs from base 49 to 465 and encodes 138 amino acids. The record is from RefSeq and is a predicted model, not a curated record. Gene Ontology annotation, molecular function: protein binding. The transcript has 5 exons. NCBI's taxonomy places the organism in Eukaryota, Metazoa, Mollusca, Gastropoda, Architaenioglossa, Ampullariidae.
UUUAGAAAGUUUCCACAAGUGGAGCCGCUGGCGUCGAGUGGAAGCAACAUGAUGUGGCCUCUCGUCUUUCUGCUCUGCUUCAUUCAAGGUUUUGGUGUUCAAGGGGCCAGAUGGGAGAUUAUAAUUCAUACAUCUGACAAAGAAGGCGCGGGUACAGACUCCGAUAACUAUAUUACUCUCCAUGGAUCUCGCGGAUCUUCCGCAGAAAUAAGUUUGGGCAAUGCUGACAACAACUACUUUGAGAGAAAUCAGAUAGACAGAUUCUUUGUUACAACUCACGACAUUGGUGAUGUGUGCUCACUGACCAUUAGGUCUGCCGAUUUUGGUUCAGGGAAGAAUAAUGCAGAGGUUUUGGUGCGACUGCUUGUUAUCAGGGAAAACUGGAUAUCAGAAGGAAAUCUAUCCCGAUGUCCCAUGCUCCAGACUGCAGUAAAAAGUAAACCGACGUGGGUGUCGGCACUUUGAAUCCGGCACUGACCAUCCAGCAUACAGAGUUUAUUCACCUGAUGGAACACCUUGCUCAUCCGCUAACUGGUAGACAUUUAAAGAUAUAAAAAUGAACAUUCUUGAAAAUGGAAACAAAAAUGUGUUCUAUAGAAAGACAGUAUAUUCAAUGAUCUACAAUUUUAAUACUGCUUGAAAGUUAUUUUGAAAAAAAAACCAUUUUCUAAGUAUUAUCGAUUACAGUCAGAAUUCUCAUUUAAACUACUUGAAAAAAUAGAUAGUUAUUUUACACUUGUUUAUUCUGUCACAAGAUGUAAUGAAAAGGUAGGAAGUAUACUUGUAACAUGUACACUAGUCAACCCUAAAGAGUAGUCAACUGUAAACGCUUCUGCAAAAGUAUACCUUAUAACCCAAGGUCUUUUACCCAACAAGCAAUUUUCAAGCCAACAAUUCUACAAAAAGAAAAAAAGAAAAAGAGUGGAAAAUAAUGUCCAAUUUCUCGAAAGAAUACGUGGUCUAAGAUUUUUAACUUUCUCGUUGUAAAUGGCAUCAAAAAUGCAAGGUGAAAAUAAAAUAGUUGAAUCACAA